Molecule: messenger RNA, 630 nt
Organism: Callithrix jacchus (white-tufted-ear marmoset)
Lineage: Eukaryota; Metazoa; Chordata; Mammalia; Primates; Cebidae
Product: testis-specific basic protein Y 1-like
Source: RefSeq, a predicted model, not a curated record
AGGGGCACGUACACGUAGAGCAGGCAGCCUGACGUUGACGUUGGAGACGUUGACGAUGGAGACGUUGACGUUGGAGACGUUGAGUUGAGCAAGAUGGCGCCAAAGAAAAGAGCCUCGGGACCACCGGCUAAGGCCGGGGAGACGCGAAAGAGGAAGUCUUCCUCUGAGGCGAGUCCCAGUACCCCGAAGAAGACGCCCAAGGCGGGCAAGAGAGGAAAAGCAGGUCCUGGAGGGAGAGGCAGGAAGAAACCUGCCGCUGGGAAAAAGAUGGCAGCCGUGGGAGCCCCUGAGGCAGGGAGCAGGCCAGCACCACCCGGGCCCAGCCAGCCGCCGAGCCAGGAGCUUCCUCCAUGCAAAGUGCCUGUGAAGGAGGAGCCAGUGGGCGAGCCCGACCCACUGAGCCAGGAGACCCAGCUGGAGGAUCCACUGAGCCAGGAGACCCAGCUGGAGGAGCCACUGAGUGACGUGAUGACCGUCUCCACCUCGUCGGAUCCACCGAGUGACGUGAUGACCGUCUCCACCUCGUCCCUCAGCAGCGACUAAGUUCAGGCCCAGCUGCCAGGAGACUCGGAGAUCUCACCAGCGCAGGGGGCGCCCCCAUGCUGAUGUCAAUAAAUCCAAUGUGUUGCA